Anopheles marshallii is the source of this 1341-nucleotide messenger RNA. RefSeq lists its product as uncharacterized. The coding region runs from base 1 to 1341 and encodes 446 amino acids. The record is from RefSeq and is a predicted model, not a curated record. The transcript is spliced from 4 exons. Gene Ontology annotation, cellular component: presynaptic membrane. Lineage: Eukaryota; Metazoa; Arthropoda; Insecta; Diptera; Culicidae. Gene Ontology annotation, biological process: clustering of voltage-gated calcium channels; neuron-neuron synaptic transmission; neuromuscular synaptic transmission.
AUGCGGGGUAGCAUCGCCGGCAUUGAGGACGGUAUCACCGGCACACCGUUCAAACCGAGCUACCACGGGUUGAUGCUCGAGCUGGUCGACUACCUGUACGCGUCACUGGUAGUGGCCCCGCUGGUGGUAUGCUACUGGCGGGGGACCUGGAACCUGAUGGGCGAGUACAUCUACCCAUCCGAUCUGACCACCAGCCUGAUCGUGUCCCUGGCCAUCGGCAUUGUGGGCCACAUCGUGUUCAACCUCUUCCAGGCGACGCUGCGCCAGCAUCUGAACGCGGACAAGCACCGGAUAGCGUACUACAUUGGGUCGCGCAUGUACACCACCAUCUACGGGGCGGUAUGCGUUAACUGCUGGCGUGGCGGCUGGCAGCUGAUCGACCUGUACACAACGCACGACGUCCUGUACGUGGUGCUGAUCACGCUCGGCUGCCUCUUCAUCCUUGCCUGUCUCAAGGGUGUACGCAAUGUGAUGGGGACGCCGUUUCUCAUCGUCAACGACUCGAGACGGGAGUACUUUGACGUACCGACGUACUUCAAGCUAACGGGCUCGAAAGAUCCAGGACUUUACGUGCUGGACUGUAUGUUUAGCGUGCUGGUGAUCGGUUCGCUGGUGGUGUUUGUGUGGCGUGGCCUUUGGGUACUACUGGACAUGAAGCUCUUCCCGGAAGAUCAUGGCACAUCGGCAUGGGCAUCCAUAAUUAUUGGUUACGGUGUGACUGGGGUGACCUUCUCGCUGCAGCCGCUCAUGCGGUGGACCUGUGACCGGUUGACCGGUUUCUGGCGCGUGGUCGUCGCCGAUAUGUUCCUAUUCUUCAGCUUCAUUGGCACAAUCAACGUGUGGCGAGGUAUCUGGCAGGCGCUCGAUACGUACUUUCUGCCCAACGAACCACUGCUGAGCAACUGGAUAACGCACGGUGCCGCACUGCUGCUGCUGAUACUGCUGAACUGCUCCAACUCGGUGCUGGUGCGCGGUGUUUACAUCGAUGCGGAGGAACCGGCCGGCCAGUGUGUCGUAUUCCCCGUCUACUACAUCAGGCUGUUCUUCCAGAAGGAGCGCAAGAAGAAGCAGCGGCGUCUGUUCGAUGCACUCGAGCGGGCGGAUCUUAACAGUACCGGCGGUGUGCUGCAGGAUAAGAAGCAUCAUCAUCAUCCACAACAUCAGCUCCCACCGCAGCAGCAGCAGGAGCAAAAGGAGCCACAAAAGGAGCCGCAGCAUCACCAUCACAUCACGGCAGACCAGAAUCAUCAGGUGAUCCGCAACCUGGAAGCCGUGCCGCUUACGAUAAUAGACGAUCCAAAGAGUAAUGGUGAUCACAGUAGUCAAGCGCCUAGAAUGUAA